AUGCCUCACCAGUACGGCGCGGGCGCGGGUGGCAUGGGCGGGGGUCCUCCGUCGCCGCCGCCGCAGCACGGCGCGCUGUACCCGCGCUACGCCGCCGCCGCGGGCCCCGGCGCCGGCGCCUACCGUCCCGAAGAGCGUCGUCUUACACGCGAAGCCAUGGAGCGCUACCUGCGUGACCGCUCGGAUAUGGUAGUUGUGAUACUCCAUGCUAAAGUCGCACAGAAGUCCUACGGUAACGAAAAGCGGUUCUUUUGCCCUCCACCAUGUAUUUACCUAUUUGGUGAUGGAUGGCGGCUGAGAAGAGAACGCAUGUUGCGCGAAGGGGAAACCGAGCAGGCCUCACAGCUAUGUGCUUUCAUAGGUAUAGGGAAUUCUGACCAAGAUAUGCAGCAAUUGGACUUAAAUAAUGGCAAACAAUAUUGUGCUGCGAAAACUUUGUACAUAUCAGAUUCUGACAAACGUAAACAUUUUAUGCUCUCAGUUAAAAUGUUCUAUGGUAAUGGUCAUGACAUUGGUAUUUUUAAUAGUAAAAGAAUAAAAGUAAUAUCUAAGCCUUCAAAAAAGAAACAGUCUUUAAAAAAUGCUGAUUUAUGUAUUGCUAGUGGAACCAAGGUAGCUUUAUUCAAUAGAUUGAGGUCACAAACUGUAUCAACAAGAUAUCUUCAUGUUGAAAAUGGCAACUUCCAUGCUUCAUCAACACAAUGGGGAGCAUUUACAAUUCAUCUGUUAGAUGAUAAUGAAAGUGAAUCAGAGGAAUUUGCAGUGAGGGAUGGAUAUGUCCACUACGGCUCUACUGUAAAGCUUGUGUGCUCUGUGACGGGCAUGGCACUUCCUAGACUUAUUAUUAGAAAGGUUGAUAAACAAAUGGCGUUAUUAGAAGCUGAUGAUCCUGUAUCACAACUCCAUAAAUGUGCAUUUUAUAUGAAAGAUACGGAAAGAAUGUACCUUUGUCUUUCACAAGAGAGAAUAAUACAAUUUCAAGCUACACCAUGUCCUAAAGAACCAAAUAAAGAAAUGAUCAAUGAUGGAGCAUGUUGGACUAUUAUCUCUACCGAUAAGGCAGAAUAUCAGUUUUAUGAAGGCAUGGGGCCAGUAAGAUCACCUGUGACACCUGUGCCGUUAGUUCACUCGUUGAAUCUCAAUGGGGGCGGUGACGUAGCGAUGUUGGAACUAGCGGGAGACAAUUUCACCCCCUCCUUACAAGUUUGGUUUGGGGAUGUCGAAGCGGAAACUAUGUACAGAUGUGCUGAGUCCAUGCUAUGUGUAGUUCCCGAUAUAACGCAGUUUAGAGGGCAGUGGUUGUGGGUUCGACAGCCUACUCAGGUGCCGGUUUCGCUAGUUAGGAACGACGGUAUCAUAUACGCGACGGGACUCACCUUCACGUACACGCCGGAGCCGGGCCCGCGGCCGACGUGCCCGCCCGUGGAUGACGUCAUGCGACCAGAACACGCAUGGCACGACGCCCACCGUCUGCCUGAUGCUUUACAG
Messenger RNA from Brenthis ino (lesser marbled fritillary), 1488 nucleotides. The record is from the annotation of a GenBank genome assembly. NCBI's taxonomy places the organism in Eukaryota, Metazoa, Arthropoda, Insecta, Lepidoptera, Nymphalidae.